Messenger RNA from Rotaria sordida, 1008 nucleotides. Lineage: Eukaryota; Metazoa; Rotifera; Eurotatoria; Philodinida; Philodinidae. The record is from the annotation of a GenBank genome assembly.
AUGGUCACACCAAUGAUAAAGAAUUAUAGACCAAUUCUGUUAUUAUUUAUUUAUGUUAUGUUGGGUAUUUUAAUUGAUCAAAUCUUUAUUCGUAAAGCUUUUCUACCUAAAUCAACGUGUGCAUCAUACACACUAUCGAUAAAAAAUCCAAUUGAAAUUCCAUUUCAAGUAUCACCCAAUGUUCAAAUUAUUAAUUUAAGUCAACCGAUUAAUGCUGAUUUUAAAUGUAUAAAUACCAAAAAACUUCUGAAUUUUAUCAAUACUACUAUAUGUUUACAUGAAACCAAAAAUGAUAGAUUUGUUAGUAAUUCAUUCCAUGGUACAGAUUCUAUUUGGGAAGAAGAAGGAGUAAAACGUAUACUUCAACUUCUUAUUCGUCAUCCAUAUCUUGAUUUUAUUGAUAUUGGAGCAAAUAUUGGUACUUAUACAAUGUAUGCUGCUGCUUUAGGUCGAUUUGUAUUGGCUAUUGAUUGUUUUGCUCCUAAUAUUAAUCGUAUUCAUCGUGCUGUUCAAAUAACUAACGUUGCUAAUCGAGUUGUUCUUAUUCAAAAUGCAAUUUUUACUCAUUCUGGACAAUAUUUACAUUUGAAAAACUAUUCAAGAAAUAUUGGUGGACAAGAAUUAGAUAUUUCUAAAAAACUGUUUAUUAAUCAGAAUGUAAUAAACAAUCCAUAUAUAGUUAAAACAAUAAAAUUUGAUGAAUUAUUACCGAUAUUAGUUGCACGAGGUGUUCGUGGAGCAAUUAUAAAAAUGGACAUAGAAAGAAGUGAAAGCUUUGUUGUUGAAAGUGGAAGUCGAGUAUUUGAUACAUUAGAAAUUCCAUUUGUACAAAUGGAGUGGAUGGGAGUACGUUCGUACCCAGAUCGUGCUAAAGUUAUAAUAGAUUUUUUUGUGAAACGUGGUUAUGACCCUAAGACAGAUUCAUGUAAAUUGUUAAGUAUAACUCAACAUGCGACAUGGCCUGACGGAAUAUGUUGGAUAAAAAGAAAUGUUUCUAAUUUUUGUUAA